This is a messenger RNA of Oryctolagus cuniculus (rabbit), 1821 nucleotides long. The record is from RefSeq and is a predicted model, not a curated record. NCBI's taxonomy places the organism in Eukaryota, Metazoa, Chordata, Mammalia, Lagomorpha, Leporidae.
CGAGAGCAAGCGGGCACCAGGGGAGCCGCGGGCACCAGCAUCCUGCUGGGCGCUCCCGCCGCGCCGCGGACGAGGGCAGGGGGGCACCUGUCCCGGAGGAUGAGCGGGCACAGAGGGGCCGCGAGCCGCGUCGGGCUCUCCCCGCCCCCCGGGGCCGCCGCCGGCCGAAUGGCUCCGCGCGACGUGUCGGUGGCGGCGGCGACGGCGCGGGCUCUUCCGGGAGCCGCCGCUUCCUGCCCAGCAUCGCGCAGCCUCGGCGCCGGCGCGCACGGCUCAGCCGCCGCACGCGCGCUCGCCCGCACCAUGCGCCCCGCGCCGCUGCUGCCGCUGCUGCCGCUGCUGCUGCUCGCGCUGCUGGCCGCGCCCGCCGCCGGCGCCCGCACGGCCGAGUCUGCGCCGCCGCCCGCCCCGCGGCCGGGCAACGACACCCGCGCCGGCGGCUUCAACGGCACCGGCGACGCCCUGAUGACCCGCGUGUCCACGCUGCUCCGCGACCUGCCCGCCCUGAAGGCGGCCGUGAUCGUGGCGUGCGCCCUCUCGGCGCUGCUCGUCGCCUGCCUGCUCCUGCGCGUUCUCAGGUAGAGCCCGUCUGCCAGCCUGCUGUCGUGCUGUGGGAACUUGGCCAGCUGCAGCCUGGGCUGUGAAGGAUCUGGAGCCACCUGGCGUCCGAGGGGUUAAAACCAAAGCAAGCACAACUUGGGAGACUCCAGCACACUCAUCGCUCAAGGUCACAGCAAGCCUGUUUCCAGCGCUCCACGCCGCAGUCACCAUCGCCGUCUCGGUGGCCCCUUUAAAAUGGCACCACCCUCUCCCCUCCGGGGGGCUCGGCCUUGCCCAGGGGCCCAGCGGGGAGGUAGAGAAUGCACAGGGGCCUGAGGACCAGGAGUCUCCACCGCGCUGCCCCUGGACCUGCCCGCCGGGCGGCCGCCGAGUGGGGCCACCUGCCAGCGGUGAACACGGCCACGGCUCCGCUCCCUUCCUAAAGGGUCCCACGAUGGGCACGGCGCGUUCGCAGGCGGUUUCGAGUAUCAGGGAACGACGUGUGUACAUGUGUGCACGCGCGUGUGUGUGUACACGUGUGUAUGCGGCUUAGGUAACUGCCGUGGGAAAGCGCUCCCUGGGUCUGGUUCCGGGCAUCUUGUGCUGUCCGUGCGCCUCUCUGCCCUGUGGCGGCCCGCUGUUUGUCUUAGAAGCUGCCCAGAACAGAAGCACCGCGUGGGUGAAGUGGUGGUGGCUUGGCUGAAUAAAAACGCACUGCCUGGUGGCGGUCCCCCGCCUGGCGGAAGCCCCUCCCACAGCCUCGCCCCGGGGUUGGGCUGCAGCUGAGCCUGUGCACCCUGGGGUUUGGCUUUUGAGAAGGUGUCACCCCUCUCUGUCUCCCGCUGUGUGGGAGGGGACCCCGGCCUGCCCGAUUCCCCCCACUUUCAAGCCCCUGGGUUUCCUGAGCAGGGGCUGCCAGUGUGGUGGGGGCCCCCACGGGCAUGGGUGCUGCGUGCCGGAGGGGGAGCCCCGGGAAGCCCUGGCGGCAUCCUGCCUCCUCUGCUCUUUCUUCCUCUCCCCUGUCCUGCAGAGGAGUGAACUGGAAACAGACUGAGCCCUGUGGCCGGGAGCGCGCGCCCUCCCCUCCUGGCUGGGACUGGCUCACCGUGUGUGCUGGCAGCUAAGGCCUUCGGAAACGCCGGGUUCCUGGCCUUUGGUGCGGCCCCAGCUGCCCAGCGGGCGGGCACCGUGCCUGGAGGGAGCGGCCGCCGCCAGUGCCUUCCAGAUCCUGGGUGGAGCUUCAGCAGCGUGGGCUCACCAAUAAAGAGCUUUACACGUGAA